Salvelinus fontinalis (brook trout) is the source of this 5066-nucleotide messenger RNA. RefSeq names its product zinc finger protein ZFP2-like. The transcript is spliced from 2 exons. NCBI's taxonomy places the organism in Eukaryota, Metazoa, Chordata, Actinopteri, Salmoniformes, Salmonidae. The record is from RefSeq and is a predicted model, not a curated record. Gene Ontology annotation, molecular function: DNA-binding transcription factor activity; RNA polymerase II cis-regulatory region sequence-specific DNA binding. Gene Ontology annotation, biological process: regulation of transcription by RNA polymerase II. The coding region runs from base 445 to 1713 and encodes 422 amino acids.
UGGUACAGAAUUAAGCAAACCGUGAUUGAUCGUGUACUCCAGCAGGUGGCAGUAUGCACCUUAAACGUUUGCUUGCUGAGCGCUAAUAUACUAGAGAAGAAGAAGUUAGCUAGCUAGUUAUUCGGCCACCUCGGUAGCUUGCUAGCCAAUAUAACCGAAACAAUAAAGCUCUUUAGACGCUUUAGUGUAUAUUAGUCACUGUGUUUUAACCCCACUUCUGUCGUCUAGUUAGUUAGUUAUCCGAUUUCAUAUUUACGGUGUUGUUAUUAGUCAGCUAGCGGGCUUGUUAAGUUAGCAUUAGCCUAGCUAGCUAGCUGUCUCGUUAAGUUAGCAUUAGCCUAGCUAGCUAGCUGUCUCGUUAAGUUAGCAUUAGCCUAGCUAGCUAGCUGUCUCGUUAAGUUAGCAUUAGCCUAGCUAGCUAGCUGUUAGCUAACAUCCCCGACCAUGAGUUCACCAAGCUACUCGUCUCCUGUUGAAGAAGAGGAGGUCUGCUGGACGGAGAAAGAAGGUCUGUGGCUGAACGUUGUCGUGAAAGAGGAGAAGGAAGAAGAGGAUGUGAAAGUAACAAAAGUAGAGGAUGAGGCUGUUACAGUGAAAGAAGAAGAGAAAGACGUUUCAGUGAAAGAAGAGGAAGACGCGUUCAGAGUGAAAGAGGGGGAAGCAGUGUUUGCAGAGGAGGGGGAGGUAGCUGUCACAUCGAAAAAAGAGCAGGAGGAAACGGGAGGAGAGAGACGUGACUAUCGUGGAUCCUCUGGGGAGCCUCAACAACCUCAUGAUGCUGACGAGGCAGAGAAGAGUCUCUCCAGAUCAGAACUCCUCAAUAAACACCUGCAGAGAUCCACAGGAAAGAAACCUCACCGCUGCUCUGACUGUGGGAAGAGUUUUUCAACAUCACAGUCAUUACAAUAUCACCAAGCAAUUCACACUGGAGAGGGAACCUAUGACUGUGAUGUAUGUGGAAUGACCUUUACUUCCUCGAGUGAACUGAUUUUACACCAGAGAACACACCACACGCAUUCCAGAGAGCCAUACCACUGCUCUGACCGUGGGAAGAGAUUUGUUUCAUCAAGCAGCCUAAAACAACACCAGAGAGAAUGCACAGGAGAGAAGCCUUAUAGCUGUGAUGUAUGUGGGAAAUAUUGUGUUACGUCAGCAUCUCUGGCUGUACACCAGCGAACCCACACUGGAGAAAGACCUUACCACUGCUCUGACUGUGGCAAGAGGUUUGUUAGGUCAGAACAUUUAAAAUCCCACCAGAGAACACACACAAGAGCCAAGCCAUAUGUCUGUGAUCAGUGUGGGAAGGGAUUCACUCAAAUCGGUACUCUGGCUUCACACCAGAGAACUCACACCGGAGAGAAGCCUUAUAGCUGUGAUCAGUGUGGGAAGACAUUCACUCAGUCAGGAAGCCUGACUAUACACAAGCUAACACACACUCAAGAGAGGCCUCACCACUGCUCUGACUGUGGGAAGAGUUUCCCUUUUAUUGGGACUUUAACACGUCACAAGCGAAUCCACACAGGAGAGAAACCUUACGGCUGUGCUGUAUGUGGGAAGAGUUUUACUACAUCAGGCAACUUGAUAUCACACCAGAGAACACACACAGGAGAGAAACCUUAUAUCUGUGUUCAAUGUGGGAAGAGAUACUCUGAUAAAAGAUACCUGAUUAAACAUCAGAAAAUACAUGCAGGAGAUCCACAGAGUGUAGAAUGACCUCCAACACCAGACCUGGGUAGUAGAACACAGAGUGUAGAAGGAUCUCCAACACCAGACCUGGGUAGUAGAACACAGAGUGUGGAAUGAUCUCCAACACCAGACCUGGGUAGUAGAACACAGAGUGUAGAACGACCUCCAACACCAGACCUGGGUAGUAGAACACAGAGUGGAAUGGCGCCGGAGAAGAAGCCUCCAACCAAUUGUGUUUUGUUGUUUGUAACUUAUUUUUUUAAACUUAUUUUGUACAUAAUGUUGCUCUCUUAUGACAUUUAAUAACUUCUCGACAUCAGGACUGCUAUUACUCACCACGGACUAGCAGAAUAGACGAGCGACGAUAUACUGCUUUCUCGGGAACAGGCCCAGAUCCCCGUGAUUUGCGUGAAGAGGAGGGGGAGAAAAAGGGGCCAGAGGGCGGGCUGCCUUCUGAGAAUUCGUAGGCGAUCGAAUAAACCCCCACUUCCUUGCAUUCUGCUAGCAAACAUGCUUUUUCUCUGGAGAAUAAAAUAGAUGACCAAGAUUAAACUACCAACGAGACAUUCAGGUGUAAUUCAAAACUGUAAUAUCUGAUGCUUUACUGAGUCGUGGAACGAUGACAUUAUCAACAUACAGCUGGCUGGUUACUGCACCGGCAGGAUAGUGCGGCGGACUAUGUAUUUUUUGUAAAUAACAGCUGGUGCACGAAAUCUAAGGAAAUCUCGAGCUAUUGCUCACCUGAGGUAGAGUAUCUCAUGAUAAGCUGUAGACCACACUAUCUACCUAGAGAGUUUUAAUCUAUAUUCUUUAACUGUAAACAGCUAGAGGCACUAAGACAGCAUUGAAUGAGCUGUAUUCCGCCAUAAGCUCACCCAGAGGCGGCGCUUCCAGUAGCCGAGGACUUUAAUGCAGGGAAACUUAAAUCAGCUUUACCACAUUUCUAUCAGCAUGUUAAAUUUUCAACCAGAGGGAGAAAAAAAUUCUAGAUCACCUUUUUUCCACACAUAGAGACACGCACAAAGCUCUCCCUCACCCUCCAGUUGGCAAAUCUGACCACAACUCUAUCCUCCUGAUUUCUGCUUACAAGCAAAAAUGAAAGCAGGAAGCACCAGUGACUAGAUAAAUAAAAAACUGAUCAGAUGCUAAGCUACAGUGACUGGAAUGAACUACAAAAAUCUCUGAAACUGGUAACACCUAUCUCCCUCACUAGCUUUAAGCACCAGCUGUCAGAGCAGCUCAUAGAUUACUGCACCUGUACAUAACCCAUCUACAAUUUAGCCCAAACAACUACCUCUUUACCUACUGUAUUUAUUUAUUAAUUUAUUUUGCUCCUUUGCACCCCAUUAUUUCUGUCUCUACUUUGCACUUUCUUCCAAUGCAAACCAACCAUUCCAGUGUUUUUUUUUAGUUUUUAUUUUACUUGCUGUGUUGUACUCACUUCGCCUCCAUGGCCUUUUUAUAUUUUUAUUUAUUUAUACAUAUAUCUGUUUGCCUUCACCUCCCUUAUCUCACCUCACUUGCUCACAUUGUAUAUAGACUUAUUUUUUUUCACUGUAUUAUUGACUAUAUGUUUGUUUUUACUCCAUGUGUAACUAUGUGUUGUUGUAUGUGUCGAACUGCUUUGCUUUAUCUUGGCCAGGUCGCAAUUGUAAAUGAGAACGUGUUCUCAAUUUGCCUACCUGGUUAAAUAAAGGUUAAAUAAAAUAAAUAAAUAAAUAAAAGCAGGAAGCACCAGUGACUAGAUCAAUAAAAAAGUGGUCAGAUGCUAAGCUACAGGUUUGCACAAACUGGAAUAUGUUCUGGGAUUCCUCCGAUGGCAUUGAGGAGAACACCACAUCAGUCACUAGCUUUAUCAAUAAGUGCAUUGAGGACGUCGUCCCCACAGUGACAUACCCCAACCCCAUACCCCAACCAGAAGCCAUGAAUUAUUGAGAUAAAGGCUAGAGCUGCCGCUUUCAAGGAGCGGGACUUAACCCGGAAGCUUAUAAGAAAUCCCGCUAUGCCCUCCGAUGAACCAUCAAACAGGCAAAGCAUCAAUACAGGACUAACAUCGAAUCGUACUACACCGGCUCUGACGCUCGUCGGAUGCUCAGGGCUUGACAACUAUUACAAACUACAAAGGGAAGCACAGCCGAGAGCUGCCCAGUGACACGAGCCUACCAGACGAGUUAAACUACCUCUAUGCUCUCUUCAAGGCAAAUAACACUGAAACAUGCAUCAAAUCAAGUUUAUUUUAUAUAGCCCUUCGUACAUCAGCUAAUAUCUCGAAGUGCUGUACAAAAACCCAGCCUAAAACCCCAAACAGCAAGCAAUGCAGGUGUAGAAGCACGGUGGCUAGGAAAAACUCCCUAGAAAGGCCUAAACCUAGGAAGAAACCUAGAGAGAAACCAGGCUAUGAGGGGUGGCCAGUCCUCUUCUGGCUGUGCCGGGUGGAGAUUAUAACAGAACAUGGCCAAGAUGUUCAAAUGUUCAUAAAUGACCAGCAUGGUCAAAUAAUAAUCAUAGUGAGAGCACCGGUUGUUCUGGAAGACUGUGCCGCAGCCGAUGUGAGUAAGACCUUUAAACAGGUCAACAUUCACAAGGCCACAGGACCAGAUGGAUUACCAGGAUGUGUACUCUGAGCAUGCACUGACCAAUUGGCAAGUGUCUUCACUGACAUUUUCAACCUCUCCAACUUCAUGGACACGCCCAUCAACUUCAGGGACACGCCCAUCAACUUCAGGGACACGCCCAUCAACUUCGGGACACGCCCAUCAACUCCAGGGACACGCCCAUCAACUUCAGGGACACGCCCAUCAACUUCAGGGACACGCCCAUCAACUUCAGGGACACGCCCAUCAACUUCAGGGACACGCCCAUCAACUUCAGGGACACGCCCAUCAACUUCAGGGACACGGCCAUCAACUUCGGGACACGCCCAUCAACUUCGGGACACGCCCAUCAACUUCGGGACACGCCCAUCAACUUCAGGGACACGCCCAUCAACUUCAGGGACACGCCCAUCAACUUCAGGGACACGCCCAUCAACUUCAGGGACACAAUUGUAACUUGAAUGAUUCAAUUCAUGUUCCACUUUUAAAUAAAAAAAAUAAGCAUGACAUUCAAAUUGCCAAAUCCCCCCCUGUCGUUUUACACGAUAUAAACCCAAAUAACAGUUAAACAUUUAAUUUGGAAAGUAUUUUAUCUGUUACAAGUGUCAAGUCAAAAAAUCUGCCAUAAAUAAAAUGCACGUGAAAUAUAAUUAGGUACACCUGUCCAUUCUUUUACGUUAAAUUGAGCAAACUCCAAAAUAACGCAGUGCUUUACGGGAUUAUUUUCUGUGUGUAAACAUUUUGCAUAACCCCCAGACUCUGCUAGAAUCAGUCCACUACAUGUGU